Loa loa (African eye worm) is the source of this 1161-nucleotide messenger RNA. RefSeq lists its product as hypothetical. The record is from RefSeq and is a predicted model, not a curated record. Lineage: Eukaryota; Metazoa; Nematoda; Chromadorea; Rhabditida; Onchocercidae. The transcript is spliced from 7 exons. The coding region runs from base 1 to 1161 and encodes 386 amino acids.
AUGGGGCAGCAGACCUGGUUCUUAUUACCAUUAGCAUCUCAAAGUCAGCCAUCACAAAACACUUCGGUUUUCGCACUGCACCCUCAAAAAGUAUCCGUCUCAACACAAUUGCGAAAACAAAAUCGUCCAGCAAAUCUUCAAAGAAAUAUAUUAUCAUCGGUUCAUGAGCCUCAACAGCAGAAGCAAUUACCAGAAUCAGUUUCAUAUGUGAAUAUGCGAAUGCUACGACAUGAAAAUAAUGUACGACACCGCGAUUUGCUUACUCCAUUCAGAGUGGACAAGAAGGCAGUAAAUGAAACGGAUGCUUCCAAGCACUUACCUUUUCCGAACAGCAACCGUUACCAAUCAUUCCAUCAAAGUUUUUCAGUGAGUCGAAACAAAGCUUCAGCGAUAUCAGGGAUUAUUCCCCAAAUAAAUAAUCAUCACCAUGCAUCCUCGGAAUCCCAACCAGGUUCAACCAUGUCAAAUAAGCAACAGCAUAAUACUUCAAUGUCUAAGCAUCCACCAUCUUCUCGACAAUUUGUGUUACCUCAUAUAUUAGAACAAUUAUCUGAGAUUCAGCCUACAGCAGAACUGCAAGCAGUUAAAGUAUCACAGAUGCCGGUUACACCUAGGCCGAGGAUUCCAGCAGAGAAAUUUGUGCCGCAAAGAUUAUCCCACAUCAGUACUCUCGAUAAGACAAUUCUUGAACCGGUUUUAGCAUCUCAAACGAUGCUACAACCAGCUCACGCAUCACUAAAACGACAAGAUCAAUUCCGAACGCCUACGGAGGAUAUUGAAGAGAGUGCCAAUGAUGCCUUCUUGGAAUGUUGCAAAAAAAGAAAUGUGGAUUCUAAAUGUGAAUCGCGAUGUAAUUUUGAUAUUCUGGACCGCAGAGUGCUGACGGCAAUGUUUGUUGGCUCCGAUCCAUGCCCCCGAAGUAACGACCGGAGAUUAUUGUCAUGUGCUGCUCAGGACUCCGACCACACGAACUGCUGCCGUGCAAAUGGCGUACAACAGACAACUGCUGGUGACAAAUGUUUGGGAUUCUGUCAAAUGACUCCCGAAUCCAAAUUUCAGGCAGAUAUAAGUAUGCUGCCAUGUUGGAAUGUACUCAAAGAAAUCAAGCAAUGCUUUCGCCUUAGUCUUAUCAAAAAGCGCAAUAUCAAGAAGGUUGCAUAA